GCACUAAGCUACUGGUUUGUAAAUAAGUACUAACGUUGUAAUAGUGUAAACCCUAAUGUGCAGAAGAAUUUAAAUUUCAAAGCGCUGUGGAGUCAGUCGGUUGACGGGCGGCCAUUUUGCUGCUGAGCAUGAAGCGUCUCCAAUGGCCUGUGGCAGCUGCGUGGAAGCCUUCUUCUGACUGGCUGGCUCCUGCCGGGAGGGAUGAAUUAAAAAAAACCUCAUUCUGACCUUCAUAAACUUUUGACAGUCAAACUUUGUACCGCUGUCCGUGCAUUGUAGGUUAACAGCCUUCACAAAUGCAUAUUUUAAAAUUAGCCUCUAACCGCUCUCAACCGCCGCUCUCAACUUUAUCUUGAUAGUAUGGGUCCGAGGAAAAGGAAAUCCGAGCUGGCUUUGGGAGGAGAAAAGGAGGGAGAGGACACUGAGGAGAGGAGAGGCAGGAGGAGGAAGGACCGAGGGAAUAAGAAAUACAUUGGAGCUCAUGUAAGCAUUCAAGGUGGGAUAUGGAAAGCAGUGGGGUCCUGCACAGAGAUGGGUGGCAGCAGCUUCGCCUUGUUUCUGGGCUCCCAGCGGUCAUGGAAGAGGCCUGCACUGGACCAGACAGCUGCGGCCCAGUUUAGGGAGAAAUGUUCCCUACAGAAGUAUGACCCCGCUCACAUCCUGCCUCAUGGGUCCUACUUGAUGAACUGUGGAUCUCCUAAAGAGGAUGUGUUUGAGAAGAGCCAGGCCCUGCUGGUGGAUGAGCUCAGCCGCUGCAGCCUCCUGGGCCUCAACCUCUACAACUUCCACCCUGGCUCCUCCCUGGGCUCCAUCACCACCGAGCAGUGUGUGGAGAAGAUAGCAGGAGCCAUUAACCACGCUCACCGGCAAACACCUGCUGUGGUUACAGUGUUGGAGAACAUGAGCGGUCAGGGCAGUACGGUGGGCGGUAAGUUCUCUGAGCUGAGGAGCAUCAUAGACAAAGUGAGAGACCAGACCAGAGUAGGAGUGUGUCUGGAUACCUGUCACGCCUUCGCAGCAGGAUAUGACGUGGCUGCAGAGGGAGGAGUGACGGCCAUGCUUGACGAGUUUGAGCAGGAAGUGGGACUCCGCUAUCUUAAAGCCCUCCAUCUCAAUGACUCCAAAGGUAAACUAGGCUGCAACCUCGAUCGCCAUGAAGACAUUGGUAAAGGUCACAUCGGAAUCUCUGCUUUCCGAGACAUCGUCAAUGAGCCCCGACUGGACAACAUCCCUCUGAUCCUGGAGACACCUGGACGGCCAGGUUUCGAGUAUGCUGAGCAGAUUGAACUUCUGUAUUCUCUCUAUGACAAAACAUAAUGAUCACCAUUACUGAGGAAUUGUCCCCGCUAAACUGAACCAAACCUCAGCUCGCACAUCUGCUAAGAGACCUGGACUGCGUUUGUCAAGUGGACCAAAGUGGAUAAGUGGAGGAGCCAGUUCUCCUUAAACACGCUCAGAGUUUGUUUGGCUGUGAACAGUUUAUGAACAUGAGUUGAAUA
Anarrhichthys ocellatus (wolf-eel) is the source of this 1499-nucleotide messenger RNA. RefSeq names its product probable endonuclease 4. Gene Ontology annotation, biological process: base-excision repair. The record is from RefSeq and is a predicted model, not a curated record. Gene Ontology annotation, cellular component: nucleus; mitochondrion. The transcript has 7 exons. The coding region runs from base 361 to 1317 and encodes 318 amino acids. Gene Ontology annotation, molecular function: phosphoric diester hydrolase activity; DNA binding; zinc ion binding. NCBI's taxonomy places the organism in Eukaryota, Metazoa, Chordata, Actinopteri, Perciformes, Anarhichadidae.